AUUACCUCCCUUACUUCCCUGAAAGGUGAAGGACAGGACACCGGCAGAAGGUCACUUCUCAUAUUCCAACAAUAAGCAGUCAUGGCAAAAUAUACCAUCGUUUUCGUGAGACACGGAGAAAGUGAAUGGAAUCAAAAGAACUUAUUUUGUGGCUGGCACGAUGCUGAUUUGUCAGAAACCGGCUUAGCUGAAGCUAAAAAUGCUGGAACGAUGUUGAAAGAAAAGGGAUAUACCUUUGACAUAGCCUUCACCAGUUUACUAAAAAGAGCUGUAAAAACUUUGUAUUUUGUACAAGAUGAACUGGACUUACACUGGAUCCCUGUUGUCAGACAUUGGAGGCUGAAUGAGAGACAUUAUGGUGCUUUGCAGGGACUUAAUAAGUCAGAAACUGCUGAAAAAUAUGGAGAGGCACAAGUUAAGAUUUGGAGAAGAUCUUAUGAUACACCACCUCCAGCAUUAGAGAAAUCAGAUAAAAGAUGGUCAGCCAAUGAAGUUAAAUAUGCAAGUAUAGAUGAAAGUGUUGUUCCACCAUGUGAAUGUUUAAAAGACACAGUUAUUAGAGCUUUACCAUUUUGGCAUGAUGCUAUUGUACCAGCAAUGAAGGCAGGAAAGAGAGUUAUAGUGUCAGCCCAUGGUAAUAGUUUGAGAGCAAUAGUGAAGUACUUAGAUAAUAUUCCAGACUCAGAAAUCCCAGAACUCAAUAUCCCAACAGGUAUCCCAUUGGUUUAUGAAUUAGAUGAGAAUCUUAAACCAAUUAAGCAUUAUUAUCUGGCCGAUGAAGCCCAAGUUAAGGCAGCUAUGGAGAAAGUUGCAAACCAAGGAAAAGCGAAAAAAUAGAUCUGAAACAUUUUAAAAUUCAUAGACAAUUAUGUGUUAUUUAUUUUAUUUGAAGAGGUGGAGACAUAAGGGUAUAACAAAAAGUUUUUUUCCAAUUUCAUAAUGCUUGCAUAAUAUAUAUUUUGUAUUACCAUAGUUGUACUCUUCUGUGAAGAAGUGAAUUUUUUUCAAACUUUAAAUAAAAUCCUGUGUUCGGUAGAAAAUCAUAUUUGCAGAAAAGAAUUUAAAAAAAAUCAUCAUUCAGGCUUCAGUUUUUAGUAUGUAUUUCCUUCAAUUUCCCUAAAAUUGGAAUGUUUUAUAAAUUAAAUAUUUUGUCACAGUGCCAUGGUAUCAUUUAAUAUGAGCAAAUUCUUUUUUUAGUUGUUAUUAAUGUGUUUAUGUUAUCUAACUAGUGCUAAUUUUAGACAAAUUCAUUUGUAAGUUGUUACAUUGUAUGAUAUCUAUUAAUAAAAUUGCUUGUUUUACAUUU
Messenger RNA from Mytilus trossulus (common blue mussel), 1306 nucleotides. Its product is annotated as probable phosphoglycerate mutase. Gene Ontology annotation, molecular function: intramolecular phosphotransferase activity. The record is from RefSeq and is a predicted model, not a curated record. The coding region runs from base 82 to 837 and encodes 251 amino acids. Lineage: Eukaryota; Metazoa; Mollusca; Bivalvia; Mytilida; Mytilidae. The transcript is spliced from 6 exons. Gene Ontology annotation, biological process: glycolytic process.